This is a messenger RNA of Drosophila grimshawi, 1518 nucleotides long. RefSeq names its product palmitoyltransferase ZDHHC6. Bases 56 to 1315 code for a protein of 419 amino acids. Gene Ontology annotation, biological process: protein palmitoylation. The transcript has 5 exons. Gene Ontology annotation, molecular function: palmitoyltransferase activity. Lineage: Eukaryota; Metazoa; Arthropoda; Insecta; Diptera; Drosophilidae. Gene Ontology annotation, cellular component: Golgi apparatus. The record is from RefSeq and is a predicted model, not a curated record.
GCCGUUGUCGUCUUAUUACCAUUUUGACCGUCAGCAUAAAAACAAUAAUUAAAUAAUGAGCGCCAAAAUCUCCGGCUUUCGACGCUUUCUCCACUGGGGCCCAAUCACCGCACUGAGCAUCAUUAAAUGCAUAACGCUGACAACGCUUUAUAUGAACUCGAUGUGGUGGCCGCCAAAUGAAUCGUUUGCUGCCUUUGCACAUCAGGCGCUGUUCCUGCUGCUCUCCACGUUGGCCACUUACAAUUACAUCAUGGCCACGCUGACAGGUCCCGGCUUGCUGCCAAAACAAUGGCAGCCAAAGGAGUCCAAGGACAUUGAGUUGCUGCAGUACUGCAAGGAGUGCGAGGGCUACAAGGCACCACGAUCGCAUCACUGUCGCAAAUGCAAUCGUUGUGUGAAGAAAAUGGAUCAUCACUGCCCGUGGAUCAAUCAUUGCGUCGGCUGGGCCAAUCAUGCCUACUUUAGCUACUUUCUGUUCUUCUCCAUAAUUGGCAGUCUGCAUGGCUCGGUGGUGCUCAGUUGUUCCUUUUAUCGUGGCAUUUAUCGCUACUAUUAUCUCACCCACAGCCUGGCGCAUUUGGCCAGCGUUCAGUUCACAGUCAAUAGCAUUAUCAUGUGCAUCCUGGGCAUGGGUCUGGCCAUUGGCGUUGUCAUUGGUCUCAGCAUGCUGCUCUACAUACAGCUAAAGACAAUUAUCACAAAUCAGACGGGCAUUGAGAUCUGGAUUGUGGAGAAGGCCCUUUAUCGCCGCUAUAGAUCCGCAACUAAUGAGCCAUUCAUUUAUCCAUAUGAUCUCGGCUGGCGGCUCAAUUUGCGCCAGGUCUUCAAUGAGGAGUGCCAAAAACGCGGCGAUGGCAUCGAAUGGCCCGUUGUCGACGGUUGCGAUCAGUAUACGCUGACCCGCGAGCAGCUGGCACAGAAGGAUGAGAAGCGUGCAAGGACACGUGUCUACAAGUGCAUUAGCAAUGUGACGGGUCGCUGGCUGCCAAUCUUCUCGCAGGGCUGGCGCGUCUGCGUGAGUGCACCCUGCACGGAUGAGCCGAGGAUUCGGUUACAGCCAGACGACAUCAUCAGGGUGACACGCUUCCGCCGACACUGGCUCUUUGGUGAGCGUGUGCCCAGCGAACGGGAGCAGAAGCACCGACUGCGCAAGGGUGCCAUGCGUGGCUGGUUUCCACGUCGCAGUGCCGUUCCAUUAACCGAAGUGCCCGAUUCGGAGAGCAGUGAUGAUGUUAAGAACAGCAAGUCUUCAACAAACAAUGGACAUAGUCAUGGCAAGCAGCAGCGCAAUGGACACAGCAAAAAGUACAUGUAGACGCCCCAUGUAGCCCUGUGUAUUGGGCUGGGAGCAUGCCAUGGUUAUUUCAAUUCAACUAUGUAUACUAUGCGAUCAAUUCCAGAUCGGCUUGUGAAUAAUGAUAACGAUUACUCCAAUGCCGCCGGCCUUCUUCUCGUUAUAUAUUGUUAGCUGAGAGCCAAUAAAUAAAACUUGAAGCCUCCAUCGAUUGAGUAUAAUAA